AUGGGCAAGGAGAACCCCUCGCUUUCCUUCAAGCGUGAGCUAUGGCCCUGUUACUCCCCAGCUGACAGACAGUCCUCAACCUGCUCUCGCGCGAGCGUGCCGUCUACGGCCUCCGCAACGGCGACAAUGAGCGGUACCGGUGAGUCUACCCUCUCUAGCUGCUACAACAUUCAGCAGUCGACAGGCCUGACGAACGGCAAGGGCAAGCAGUUCAAGGCCGCCCCCGCGCUCACCCCGGAGACGGUCAAGGACGCGAAGCACCUGCAGCUGCUGCUCUUCUCCGCCGAGCGUGCGCUUGCCUACUCGCACGAGCUCAAGGCUCUCGCGACGAAGCAGGGCGCUCCCCGCACCGCGCGCAAGGAGCAGAUGUCAUGGCUCCGCAAGGCGGCCAAGUACGCCACCGAGCUGCAGGACAUCACUUCUGCGCUCGCCAAGAACGGCGCCAGCAUCAACUUCCAGACCCGGGCCGAGGUCAGCAUCUACUACCUCUCUGUCAAGGCUGAGCUCGCCUUCGAGCGCGCGCAGUACGCCGACGUGCUCGCUGCGCUCGCCGCUCGCCGCGAGCUCCUCGACACGCUCGCGUCUGCGGCUAGGGACAGCCACGACCAGGCGCUCGCUGUCGAGUUCUCUGACGCCUACGACCCCCUCAUCCGCUUCUCGGCUUACAAGCUCGGCAACACCUCGAGCCACGACAUUGACGCCGUUGUUUCCGACAUUGAGCCGGCGAUGCGCGAGGAGGCCCUGCCCGGUCUCGCUCAGCUCGUCGAAGGUCUGAGGGAGGAGACCAAGGCUGGUGAGAUGGAGGCCGGCCGCCGGACGCUGGACGAGGUCGUGUUCGCCGGUCAGAAGGUCGAGUUCCGCUCUGCCGAGAUUGUCGAUGCGAUGCUCCGCGUCCAGGACGCCCAGGCGCGCCUCGCCAAGGCCCAGGGUGGAAAGGGCAAGGGCGGCAUGGCUGCUUGGGACCGUCUGCUUGGUGUCCUCGGCGACGCCGAGGCGGUCGCCCGCCGCCUCCUCGACGACCAGGUCGGUGCCGCUGGUCAGUCCACUGCCGCCGCUGCUGCCCAGACCGCACACCAGUACAUCUCCUUUGAGCUGCUGGCUCACCGUAUCCGCCGUGACCUGCUGCUCGUCGACUCGCUCGUCGGCACGACAAAUGCUCUCCCCGAGGACCCGACUGCUAUGAAGAUUGCCGGCGGUCGUGCCCGGGUCGAGGCGGCUGUCAAGGUCCUCUCCGGGGUCGUCAAGCUGUACGACACAGUGCUCCAGAGCAUGCGUCAGAUCCGCGGCCUGCCCCUCGUCGAGGAGCGGGAGGGCGCGCGCCGCGCCGCCGAGGCCGUCGAGGCAUACUACGCCGCCACGAAGGCGUACACGUUGGCCAGGCUGCAGUGUCUCUUCCCGAACCCCGGCUACGCUGCUGCUGUCGAGCUGCUCCAGUCCGCCCAGCAGAGCGCGGACACGGCAGCCCGUGUGCUGAAGGAGGGCGGGCUAGCCGAGGAGGUGGUCCAACUCUCGCCAGAGCAGGCCGCCAAGCUGCAGCAGGAUGUCAAGGCGCUCAGCCUGGCGGCGAAGCGGGCGCUGUUCGCGCAGACCGUGACCAAGCCCGUGUUCUUCGACUCGGCGUUCAACUACAUCGACUUGCCUAUGGAGGAUCUGCUCGAGCUGGCGGGAAGCGCUCCGCCAAAGGUACAGCAGAGCCAGCCGGCCAAGCCUGCGCCGGUGCCCAAGGCGCCCGUUCGCGAGACGAGGCAGGCCAUGCCCAGUAUCGAACAGCAGGUCCAGCACCAGGAGGAGGAGGAGGAGGAGCAGCAGCAGCAGCCGCAGCAGAAGAAGGGCUGGCUCGGAGGAUGGUUCGGCCGUGGAUAG
Trichosporon asahii var. asahii CBS 2479 is the source of this 1863-nucleotide messenger RNA. RefSeq lists its product as uncharacterized. The coding region runs from base 1 to 1863 and encodes 620 amino acids. The record is from RefSeq and is a predicted model, not a curated record. The transcript is spliced from 2 exons. Gene Ontology annotation, molecular function: signal recognition particle binding; endoplasmic reticulum signal sequence receptor activity; 7S RNA binding. Lineage: Eukaryota; Fungi; Basidiomycota; Tremellomycetes; Trichosporonales; Trichosporonaceae. Gene Ontology annotation, cellular component: signal recognition particle, endoplasmic reticulum targeting. Gene Ontology annotation, biological process: SRP-dependent cotranslational protein targeting to membrane.